Molecule: messenger RNA, 1641 nt
Organism: Desarmillaria tabescens
Lineage: Eukaryota; Fungi; Basidiomycota; Agaricomycetes; Agaricales; Physalacriaceae
Product: aldo-keto reductase
Exons: 9
Coding region: 1-1641 (546 amino acids)
Source: RefSeq, a predicted model, not a curated record
AUGGACGAUGUCCUCAUUUCCCAGCUCCCCACGCCUUUAUUGCGAUCCGCACUUCGGGCGCUGGUGUCACAAGGUUCAGCAGCACAGAGAACAUUCGUCGAGCAUGUCCGGGCGCGCUUGAGGGAGUCGACACCGACAUUCCCGCCCGCCAAUGACCUAUUCAAAGACCAAGCCAGUUCUGCGGCAUACUUAUCAUCUACUCGCUGCCUCUUCUCAAGCAAGAUGGUGCAAGAUUCGUUGCCCUAUCUUGCGCACUUUCUCCAGUGCAUUCCGGAAGCAAAGAUUCGCUGGAACAACAAUGACGCUCUCGAGCUUACCCUCGAGAAAGCUUGUGGUGACAUCGUUCAAGCUGUUCAAGCUUUAAAAGAAUCGAGACCCGAACCUACAGCCGACCUUGAAAACCUAUUGAUUAGGUUACGAUCGGCUCUAAUUGUGUGCCAAUCAUACUGCUACUCGAAUAACCUCUCUUAUCCUUUCACACGUUCUUUACUGCAGCUAGAGGACGUCCUUGCUUUCCUCUACCCUUCAGCGCCUUUCAAGCAUCUCAAUGGUGCAAUCGAUCCUAGAAUCGAUGUCUCCGUUGACAGCAGUGUAGCAGCUAAACUCGAAUAUUUUCAGCUCGGUCCGGCAAAAGUACCUAGGCUUUUUAAUGGACUAUGGCAAAUGUCGUCACCUGCUUGGGGUUCCGCGUCUAGCGCCAAACAAAAUGCAGCCCUUUGCGAGCUCGUCCGGCGAGGGCUUUUGGCAACGGACAUGGCGGAUCACUAUGGUGAUGCUGAGCUCAUGUACGGAUCCUUUCGUAACCGUCUCCCCGAGGAGGUGGGUAAAACCGUUUUCGCUGGCACCAAAUGGUGUGUCUUCAGGCCUUUGGACGGUCCAGUGACAACGGAUUUCGUUCUGGCCGCAGUGAAGGAGCGAUCACGGAGGUUGGGUGGACGGGUAGAGCUCCUGCAGUUCCAUUGGUUCGACUACAAUGAGAAGGAAUAUCUUAUUAUUUUGGAGAAGUUGGUUGGUCUAACCAAAUCGCAUCCCCAUCUCGUAUCGGCCAUCGGGUUAUGCAAUUUCGAUGCGGAACACACUCAGGAAGCUUGCGAAUAUUUGAUCGCCAAGACGAGUAAUGUUGGUAUCGUCUCCAAUCAAGUCCAGUACUCAUUAAUCGAUAGUCGGCCCAAGAUAAAGAUGGCUUCGGUUUGCAAAAAGUAUGGGAUUCAACUGUUGACAUAUGGUUCCUUCUGUGGCGGGUUUUUAUCGGAGAAAUGGCUAGGAGUCAAGUCGCCGGAUGUGUAUUCUGAGGCUGUAGCUUUGACGCCAUCCCAAAGAAAGUACUUUGAUAUGAUCAUGACAUGGGGUUCAUGGUCCGACCUCCAACGUUUAUUACGGACUUUGAAGUCUAUUGCUGAUGCGCAUGGUGUCGAACUCACGAACGUUGCCAUACGAUGGGUAUUGGAUAAACCCGAAGUUGGAGCCGUUAUCGUUGGCACGCGGUUGGGGGUAUCGUCUAAUGCCGACUCUAACCUGAAGGUGUUUUCCUUUAAAUUAACACCGGAGGAUACCGCUCGAAUUGAGGCUGUGGCAUUGGGCGCCCAUCUGCAAGGUCUUUACGACAAGAUUGGAGAUUGUGGACAUGAAUAUAGACAUUGA